UUUAUAUGGUAAAUGCCAAGAACAAUGUAAUUGGAAUAGGAUGAGAAAGAAGACUGCAUAGUUAGUUUAUUCAUUCCAUUAGCCAUAGCAGCAGUGUUGUGUGGCGGUGACAACCAUGGCCGACUCCUCUCAAGACCUCGACCAACUCCUCGAUAGUGCUUUGGAUGAUUUUCAGUCCUUCAACCUUAAUCCUUCUCUUCCAAGUGGGGGAGCAAUUGCGAGCAAAAACGAGAGUCCUUCGUUGCCGUCGGGGGUUCAGGGAUUGGGCAUGGGUUUACCUGAUUUGAGAACGAAGAAAAAGGGGAAGCAGAAGGCUUCGAAGGACAGCCACGUGGCGGAGGCGCUGAACAAGCUGAGGGAGCAGACCAGAGAGGCUGUGAAGGGCCUGGAGUCUAUGAACCCUCCUGCUGCUGAUGAUUUGGGGAAGGAUGCAUUGAUGGAAGAUUGGGUCAAACAGUUUGAGCAGCUUGCUGGCUCUCAGGAUAUGGAAUCUAUUGUGGAGACCAUGAUGCAGCAACUUCUGUCCAAAGAGAUUCUUCACGAACCAAUGAAAGAAAUAGCAGAAAAAUAUCCUAAGUGGCUGGAAGACCACAAAUCUAGCUUAAGCAAAGAAGAAUAUGACCGUUACGCACACCAAUAUGAAUUGAUACGAAACCUGAAUGAAGUUUACGAAAAUGAUGCCGUAAACUUUAACAAGAUUGUCGAGCUCAUGCAGAAAAUGCAAGAAUGUGGACAACCACCAAAUGAAAUCGUCCAGGAGCUUGCUCCGGAUUUCGAUUUAGCGAGUCUUGGCCAGAUAUCUCCAGAGAUGCUUGAAGGUCAGCAAAAUUGUUGCAUAAUGUGAAGCUAUUUCUUGCCAUUUAUCAAGUCUCUUUGACGGUUUACAUUACAGAUUUUUAGGAAUAUUUGAUUUUCGCGUGUCAGAAUAAGAUAGUUUUAUGUGCUACAAUGUUUUACCCUACUCACGACAAGGUUACGAGGAAACCACAAUUAAAGUCUCCUUUGAGGGUUCUAUAUAUCAAUAUUUUCUGCUGGAAA
Molecule: messenger RNA, 1038 nt
Organism: Vigna angularis (adzuki bean)
Lineage: Eukaryota; Viridiplantae; Streptophyta; Magnoliopsida; Fabales; Fabaceae
Product: peroxisome biogenesis protein 19-2
Exons: 5
Coding region: 116-844 (242 amino acids)
Biological process (GO): protein import into peroxisome membrane
Cellular component (GO): peroxisome; peroxisomal membrane
Source: RefSeq, a predicted model, not a curated record